GCAAGAGGAUCCUCGCCACAUUUUAGCGGCGGCCAAACUCCUUAGAGGUUCCAGGCCCCGUUUUCCGGGGAGCCGCUGGAGCUCCAGCCCUCCUCCUCUCCUCCUUCCCCACCACGCUGCUCGCUCACGUCCAGACUGUGAGCGGCGAGCUGGCUACGGUCGAGAUUUCCCUUUCUGCCUGGGUCUCAUCUUGCCUCCAUCUGCCAGCGCCUUCUCGUGUUGUGCUUCCAAGUUCCGGCCGACACUGGAAUGAACAAGCCGGCGCGCUGGACCUCGCUCGACUGCUAAGCUCGUCUUUGCGCUGCGCCUCCCUAGUCAUGGAUUGAUGUUUUUUUUUUUUCCUUCCUUCCGACCUCUGCCUGGUCCAAGUUGUGAAAAGAGUGUGGCUAACCUGCGGCGCUGUUUCACCAGCUCCAUGUUUUACCCGGACUCUUUUCUGAGUACCUGGCUCCGCAUGCGUCUUGGCGGUCUGCCUCUUUGAACUUAGUUUUUUUUUUCUUUUUUCCCUAGGCGCAUAUUCCGGACUUUUGUUUUGUAUUUUUUUUAAGGAUUUCGUUGAAAAGCCGGGAUUCCUGAAGCCUGCCGAGAUUUAUUUGUGAAAAGUGAUGGCCGAGCGGGGAGCUCUGUGGCUCCUCUCUCUCCUGUCCGGUCUCACCUUUCUGAGCACGGCGGCUAAGCAUGUCGACAAAGGUGUCAAUGUGAGCGUGAAUUUGAUUAUGUGCCCUGUGAUUGACUGGCAACCAGUUCAGACUGUACCCCGCCUCCUGCCCGUUGACAGCUGGAAUAGAAUGCCCCGUGACCCUUGUGAGGAUAAGGAGCUAAGAAAAUCAUCAGGAGCAGAGCCUUUCAGCCCAUUCUGGUUCACGGUGGAGCCUCAGGACACAGUGGCCAUUCGGGGGAACUCUGCACUGCUCAACUGUUCAGUACACAGAGAUGCAGCCGCAGCAGCUCGCAUGGAGUGGAAGAAAGACGGUACAUUCAUGAGUCUGGUUUCGGAUGAGAGACGGCGCAUACUUCCUGACGGCUCCCUACUCUUCACCCAUGUGGUUCACUCGAAGCACAACAAACCUGAUGAGGGUACCUACCAAUGUGUGGCUACCAUUGAAAACCUAGGAUCCAUUUCUAGUCGGACAGCGCACCUCUUUGUUGCAGGAAUGCCGAGGUUCGCCAGCCAGCCAGAACCUUCCACCGUGCGUCAAGGUGACAGCCAAGUAAUGGCCUGUGAGGUCAACUCGGACAUGGUGCCCUUCACCCGGUGGGAAAAAGACCGUCAACCCCUGGAGCUGAACUUGAGGCUGGUCCAGCUACCAAGUGGUGCCUUGGUGAUCAACAAUGCUACAGAAAACGAUUCUGGUCUUUACCGUUGCAUGGUGGAUAAUGUGGGAUCCUCAAAGUCCAGCGAAGAGGCACAGCUCCAAAUCCUGCCAGAAACUGGAGAAGAGAGGAAACCAGAAUUCCUUGUACGGCCUGUGCCUGUGACAAAGGUGAUGGGUGCCAGUGUUCUGCUGCCUUGCGUGGCCACAGGUUUUCCAACACCACACAUGCGAUGGAUGUUCAAAGAUAAACUACUAGAAGAAAGUGAAGGCCGGAGGGAAUUGCUCGGAGGUGGCAGUCUUCAGAUUUCAAAUCUCACAGAGGACGACGCUGGCAUCUACACUUGCGUGGCUGACAACACCAAUGUAACAAUCGAAGCACAGGCUCAACUCACUGUGCAAGUUCCUCCCCAGUAUGUGAAGAGGCCGUCCAACAUUUAUGCCCAUGAGUCCAUGGACAUUGUGUUUGAGUGUGAAGUCACAGGUUCACCUGCUCCGACUGUGAAAUGGGUGAAGAAUGGCGACGCUGUUAUUCCAAGCGACUACUUCAAAAUUAUUAAAGAACAUGACCUACAAGUUCUGGGCUUGGUCAAAUCUGAUGAGGGUUUCUACCAGUGCCUCGCAGAAAAUGAUGCUGGAAACAUUCAGUCCAGCGCUCAACUCAUCAUCUUGGAUCACGACGUAGCUCUUCCCCCUCUCCCUCCCCCCUCACUGACUCCUAACACUACUGACCAUGUAACGCCAGGCUUUGGGGGUGUAGCUGGUCCAGCAGGACCCACUCCCUCCGCCCCCCGCGAUGUCGUGGCUUCGCUGGUUUCCACCCGCUUCAUCAAGCUUACCUGGCGCCCGCCAGCUGAACCGCACGGAGAUGAGCUAACCUACUCUGUUUUCUACAGCCUGGAAGGCACAAGCAGGGAGCGAGUCAUAAAUACAAGCCGACCAGGGGAAUUGCAGGUCACCAUCCAGAACCUGAUGCCAGACACCAAAUAUCGCUUUCGGGUUGUGGCCCACAACGUCAAUGGCCAAGGAGAAAGCUCUGCCGGGCUAAAGGUGGCCACCCAGGCUGAAGUUCAAGUUCCCGGCCCGGCCCCGAAUCUGCAGGCGACAUCGAAUACACCAACCUCUGUCACACUCAGUUGGGAAAAGCCCCUCACGGGUAAUGGAGAGGUCCUCAGCUACAAGGUGUACUACACUGAUAAAAGUUUUGGCAAUGAACAGGAUGUUGAUGUCAAUGGCCUGUCAUACACCAUGACAGGGAUGAAGAAAAACACACAGUACAGUUUCCGUGUGGUGGCCAACAAUAAGCAUGGUCCAGGUGUCUCCACUGAUGACAUAAUGGUCCGCACGCUGUCUGACGUGCCAAGUGCUCCUCCUCAAAAUUUCACUCUGGAGGUCCAGAACUCGAAAAGCAUCAUGCUUCGGUGGCAGCCCCCACCCUCAAAUUCCCAGAAUGGAGAAAUCACAGGAUACAAGAUACGAUACCGUAAAGGAUCUCGGAGAAGUGAGACAGCAGAGACCACCGGGGGGACCCAGCUAUCCAAGCUCAUUGAUGGUCUGGAGCGUGGAACAGAGUAUUCCUUCCGGGUGUCUGCCACAACAGUGAACGGAACAGGCCCAGCCACGGACUGGACUACAACAGAGACAUUUGAGAGUGACCUAGAUGAAUCACGUGUCCCAGACCAACCCAGCUCGCUUCACGUCCGUCCACUGGUCAACAGCAUUGUGGUGAGCUGGACGCCACCAGAAAACCAGGACAUUGUUGUACGUGGCUACAGCAUUGGCUAUGGCAUUGGCAGCCCUCAUGCUCAGACCAUUAAAGUAGAUUACAAGCAGCGCUACUACACCAUUGAAAACCUUGAUCCCAGCUCCCACUAUGUAAUCACACUCAAGGCCUUCAAUAACGUGGGUGAGGGGAUUCCUGUAUAUGAGAGUGCCAUCACAAGGCCACAGUCUGACCCCAUAGACCCUGAUGUUGACCUGUACGAACUCUUCCAUGCUCCAUACACCCCAGUACCAGAUCCCAGCCCUAUGAUGCCACCUGUGGGUGUUCAGGCUUCCGUGCUGAGCCACGACACCAUCAAGGUGACCUGGGCAGACAACUCGCUACCCAAGAACCAAAAAAUCACAGAUAACCGCUACUACACAGUGCGCUGGAAGACUAACAUCCCUGCCAACACUAAAAUGAAGAUGGCUAACACCACCAGCCUGAACCACGUGGUGACAGGGUUGAAGCCCAACACAUUGUAUGAGUUUUCCGUCAUGGUGACCAAAGGCCGACGCAGCAGCACAUGGAGCAUGACAGCCCAGGGAACCACGUUUGAAACCAUUCCUAGUUCCUCCCCCAAAGAUGUGACUGUCGUGAGCAAAGAGAACAAGCCUCGUACCAUCAUCAUCAACUGGCAGCCUCCCUCUGAGGCCAAUGGAAAGAUCACUGGUUACAUCAUCUACUACAGCACAGAUGUCAAUGCUGAGGACCAUGACUGGGUUGUCGAACCUGUGGUAGGCAACCGCCUGACCCACCAGAUCCAAGACCUGACUCUAGACACAACAUACUACUUCAAGAUUGAAGCUCGAAACUCAAAGGGCAUGGGACCAACCUCUGAGGCUGUGCAGUUUAGAACCCCAAAUACCUCAAAUCUUCCAUCAAAGCCUGGACCUCCAGGCAACCAACUUCCCCUUGAUCCUGGAUCAGCAGUUGGGAAAUCGGGGAUGGGAAACAGUGAAAAUCACAUCCUGGUCAUCGUCAUCAUCAUCUCAGUGGGAGCGUUCACAAUUAUUGUGGUGGUCGUGGGGGCCUUCCUGUGUACACGCCGCACCACGUCACACCAGAAAAAGAAGCGGGCGGCCUCUAAGUCCUCCAACGGCUCACACAAAUACAAGGGCAACUCCAAGGACCUGAAACCACCCGAUCUGUGGAUCCACCAUGAGCGGCUUGAACUCAAACCAAUGGACAAGUCACCAGAGCCAAACCCAGUCAUGACCGAAACACCAAUCCCCCGCACUUCCCAAGACAUAACUCCAGCUGACAGCGGCAUGGACAACAACGCCCACCUGCAGCAGAGGCGCAACUCUUACCGUGGCCAUGAGUCAGAGGACGGCAUGUCAACCCUUGCAGGUCGGCGGGGGAUGAGGCCUAAAAUGAUGAUGCCUUUUGACGCGCAGCCGCCACAGCCUGUAAUUAGUGCUCAUCCCAUCCAUUCCCUCGAUAACCAUCAGCACCAUUAUCACAUGGGCAGCCUGGCGUCACCCACGCGCAGCUACCUCUACCAUCAAGGCAGUGGGCAUCCCCGCCCGCAUGCCUGCAGCCCCAUCUCCCAUCAAAACAGUGUGGACGCCACAGAGUCGGUGAGGAAUACACCUUGCUCAGAAUCUCUUCCUCCAGCCGCGUUGUCCUCGCAGGCCUCCUGCCCCUCAGAGAUCCUUCCAGAGCCUGAAGGCAGCUACCACGGCUCCACCACCACAGAGGAGGAGUCCUGCUACACCAGCAACCUGCCGCCCCUCCGCUUGGCCCACCCGCACGCCCACGCACACCCUCUGAAGAGUUUUGCGGUACCUGCCAUCCCAGCCACGAGCCACCCUUGCUUUGAGUCUCCUGCCCUCCCCAGCACUCCCCUCCUAGCUCAGACUGGGCCUCCCACACACCCACAUGUUGUUAAAACCGCAUCCAUUGGGACUCUAGGAAGGACUCGCACGCCGAUGAUCGUCAAUGUGCCCAACGCGCCUGACGUGCCAGAGACGAGCAAGAUGCUGGAGGACGUGGAUAGUGUGCUUGCCUCCCUGCCCCCCUGCCCCUCUCCCGCCCCUCGCAGUAACCCUGUUCCUCUCCCUCAGAGCUACGAGCCCGACGAGCUGACCGAGGAGAUGGCCCACUUGGAGGGCCUCAUGAAGGACCUCAACGCCAUCACCACAGCACCAUGAGCAUUCACACACACACAGUACACACACACACAGUACACACAUAUUAUACAGCAUACAGAUAAACCAUUGGUACAGGAAAGCAAAUAAAAAAACACACACCUUUGGGAGCAAGUGGCCCUUGGACACAAAAUGACUUCCCUCCCGACCCCCCAGAAAAUAAAAAGUCAUCCAGCAAAGAGAAAAAAAAAAACUCCUAGGAACUUGUUCCGGCUCACCUUUCUUAGUCUCAGGAAGGAGAUGGCCAUUGGAGGGAAGCAAAGGGUGAGACGCUUCAUGUUUUUAUGAAGAACCAUUCUUGGUGACAAUGAACUCGGUCAAAAGAUUGUGAUCUUACAUCCUCAGCAAAAAUACAAACACCUUUUUGUACGUUUGUUCGGUGCCACAUGAAGAUGUGCGUCUGUCAAAAAGUCCAACAACAUGCUGGUAUUAAUGUUGGCCCACACGGUCUCUUUGUGUUUUAUUUUGUGCAGUUUGUAUAUCUAUUGGGCUGUUUCAGUGAACAUUGGACACCCACCUUCUUUACAAGCCAACGUUAUUCCAACAUAUAGUCAUGUACGUUUGUAUUCCCUUGUACCAUGAUUUUGUAUUGUUUUCUACCUUAUUGUAUUAUUUUUUUUCCCACACAUAUCCUUAUAAACAUGUACAUAUGUUGUUUUUAUUUGGGAUGCAAGUGUCAAAAAGGAGUUGCAACAUUUUGCAAGAUUUCUUUUGAGCGGGGUCUCCCUUUUAAAAGCCUUACCGCCACGUUUGCAGGUUGGAAGGUCGAAGUGACUCGGACUCAGGGUGCUGACCCCCCAGGCCCCUUCCCUUCCUGACACACACCCUUGCAGUCAAACAAUCACUCACAACACACCAGUUGUGUUUCAUACAAAACAUAUCUGAGUGUGUACGUUGUGGACUUUCCACAACUUCCUGGUGCCGCUUAAAGUGCAACAUUCUGGUUCUAUUACACGUCUGAGACACUUUGGUGUUUAGAAUGUGAUUCCUGGCGACUUUAUGUGCAUCCUAAUUUUGGUUUGAAGAAAAAAAAUCUAUUCACAAGCUUGAUGUCAAGUCUAGUUUCCCAUCAUCCUGUUACCCAAAGAAAUUUAGCCAAUUGUAAUCUCUACUUUUGUGAUGUUUCACAAAUGCCAUUGUCAUGAAUGUCAGUAAUAAUGUAAGAGAUUCUCAGAAGAGAUACAAACUUUUGUUGUUGUUUUGGGAGGGUGCAUAUGAUUGAAAACAAAACAAAAAAAGAGCGAGUGAGUGGGGGGAUGGAUGGGUUCCAUUUGGGAAAAUAAUCUAUUCCGAUGUUAACAGUUGAACAUGUAUUGCACUUUUUCACGGUUUUUGAAAAGUACAUUUCUUACAUAUCUUGUGUUUUGAAUAUCAAAUGCUGUUUGUGUAAUGUAGUGUCCUAUAGGUAAAGCAGCAGGCAGCUGGUCUUGUUUUUUUAUGUUAAUUUGUUUGUUUGUUUUUCUCGUUCCAGAAAUGAUACGAAUUUGAGCGGCCGAGUGUUGACUUUGUUGCUCAUGAUGAGGAAUUAUGUUGUUGCUUGUUCCUGUACAGAGCUUUCUUUGCUUUCUGUAGGAAAACUGAAAUUCAGUGGCUUUUUAAGAAAACAUUGGAAAAAACAUGUCUGAGGGAGAAAAGGUGUUUUUUUUUUUUUAAUUGGUGUAUACAAGCUAUUAUGAAUACUAACAAAAUAAACAUUUCUCACUGUUUUAUUUCAUCACAUAUAUCCAAGGAAACCAACCAGGCAACAACUGUGUGCGCGAUUGUUGUGGUAUUGGCCACAGCAUUUGGUACACCUGCACAAUACUGUAGGAUGCAUAAAAGUUCUGGUACUCUAUGUAGUAAGGGGGAGCAGCAUGAGGAUGAUUCUAAGGGCGGAUAGCAAUACUUAAUGUCGUGUGUGCCAUUGACGUUAAAGGGCCUAAAGUGUAAUAUUUCCCAAACUUUAUUGAGCCAAGCCACACUU
Syngnathoides biaculeatus (alligator pipefish) is the source of this 7191-nucleotide messenger RNA. It is a transcript of the gene neo1a, whose product is annotated as neogenin 1a. Gene Ontology annotation, molecular function: protein binding. Gene Ontology annotation, cellular component: membrane. Gene Ontology annotation, biological process: cell-cell adhesion. The transcript is spliced from 29 exons. Bases 606 to 5231 code for a protein of 1541 amino acids. Lineage: Eukaryota; Metazoa; Chordata; Actinopteri; Syngnathiformes; Syngnathidae. The record is from RefSeq and is a predicted model, not a curated record.